Penicillium nucicola is the source of this 1884-nucleotide messenger RNA. RefSeq names its product nonhemolytic phospholipases C family protein. NCBI's taxonomy places the organism in Eukaryota, Fungi, Ascomycota, Eurotiomycetes, Eurotiales, Aspergillaceae. The transcript is spliced from 5 exons. Gene Ontology annotation, molecular function: hydrolase activity, acting on ester bonds. The record is from RefSeq and is a predicted model, not a curated record. Bases 1 to 1884 code for a protein of 627 amino acids.
AUGACUUCCAAGCUACUUGGAUGUAUCACUUUGGCGGUGCUGCUAGGGAGCAGCACUGUGACUGCUGGGUCUUUGAAGGAUAUUGAGCAUGUAGUCAUCUUCAUGCAGGAGAACCGUUCCUGGGAUAGUUACUUCGGUACUAUGGCCGGAGUUCGUGGAUUCAAUGACCCUAAUAUUCAGGUCAACCCCGAUGGAAACUCAGUGUGGCACCAACUUGUCGAUCCCAGCCAGUCUAAUAGUACCAAAACUCUGCUCCCUUGGUACUUGGGCUACAAAGGUGGUGACUGGAGCGAUGCCAUUCAGUGCAUGACUGCUGGCAGUAAUGGCUACCAGGAAAACCAGGGGUCCCUGAACAACGGUUCCAAUAACCACUGGGUGACCAAGAACACACCCUGGAGCUGGGGUCAUCUCAAGCGUCAAGAUAUUCCUGUUCAGUUUGCCAUUGCCGAAGGUUGGACUUCAGGUGAUAUGUACCAGGAAAGUCAAAUCACUGCCACAAACCCUAAUCGGGUCACCCUUGUCAGUGGUUCUAUCAAUGUGCCUGGUAGCCCUCAGUCCAAGGAUCAAGGUGGUGUAUAUAUUGACAACAAUGAAGUCCCUGGCUGCGAUGAUAAUGGUAUCAACUGCUAUCCGCUCAAGUGGAAGACCGUUUAUGAGUUCUACGAAGAAGCAGGAGUCUCUUGGCAGCUAUUCCAAGAUACCAACAACUUCGACGAUAAUCCUUUGGCGUGGUUCCAGCAGUUCCAAAAUGCCUCCAAGAACAGCCCUCUCAACCAGAAAGGCAUGUCAUUUGUGUCUCUCGAUGCAUUCUACCAGAGAGCUGCCAAUGGUACUCUGCCUGAGGUCAGUUUCAUCGUUGGUCCAGCCGAGCUGUCUGAACACCCGCCCUACAUGCCAAAAGAUGGAGCCUGGUUACAGAAGAAGGUUGUCGAUGCGGUAACCAAUAGUCCCAAGUACAACUCGACCCUCUUGAUGAUCAGCUAUGAUGAGACUGGUGGCUUUGGUGACCAUGUCACUCCAUUCCACUCUCCUGCGAAUACACCCGGAGAAUGGAUGAAGGAUCCACUGGGUCUUUUCUCAGACAUCUUCUCAGGACCUGGCUUCCGAGUUCCCUUCUAUAUGAUUUCCCCCUGGACACGAGGAAACCGUAUCUUCACCGAGCGAGCAGACCACAACUCCCAAAUCCUGUUCGUUGAAGAGUGGCUAGCAGCCCGAGGCUACAAGAAUAUCCAGACCGACCAGAUGGUAUCCUGGCGCCGUGAACACAUGUCCAAUCUUGUGAAUGCCUUCGACUUUGAGAACCCGGAUUACUCCCUCCCAGCCCUGCCAGAUGCUCAAACACCAGACACCAACUCCAACGGCGGCUACACCGGCACCUCAAACUGCCAAUCCCGUCAUUCCCAAACCCGCCCUCCAGUUCCAUACGGAGCGCAAGACAAUGAAACCGACACAAACGCUCUCUGGUUUGAAGAAGGCUUCAAAGAAGUAGUCGGCUACCUAACCGAAGGCCGCUACUUAGUCUUCGAGCAGAACGGAGCAGCCCUUACCAACCCAGGAAACGGCCAGUCCCUCACCACCACCCCAGCAACCUCCAACCACAACGCCAAGUCUCAGCGGUGGAUCAUCCACUACACACAAGACGAGGAAAGCCAGAUAUUCACCUUGUCCAGUGCUCUAGAUGGAAGAUGGCUUGGUGCCAAAAAUGCCAUGCUGCCUCAUGAUCAGGGCGCAAAUGCCGCCCAGGUGCGAUUUUCGUUCAAUGGCAGUAAUCGGGAUCAUUCUAUUCAACAGCUUGAUCAGGGGCAGUAUGUCGAUAUCAAUGCUCAGGGGCCUAUGAGUGGGGCGGGGGGAUACAAGGUCUUUAGUGUUUCAUAUCGUGACUGA